AUGAGGUCGGUUAGCUACGUGCAACGCGUGGCCCUGGAAUUUAGCGGGAGCCUCUUCCCGCACGCGAUCUGCCUCGGAGACGUGGAUAACGAUACGUUAAAUGAAUUGGUGGUGGGGGACACCAGCGGGAAGCUGUUUGUGUAUAAGAAUGAUGACAGCCGGCCGUGGCUCACCUGUUCCUGCCAGGGCAUGCUGACUUGUGUUGGGGUUGGAGAUGUUUGUAAUAAAGGAAAGAACCUGGUGGUGGCGGUGAGUGCUGAGGGAUGGUUUCACCUGUGUGACCUGACGCCUACCAAGGCCCUGGAUGCUUCUGGGCACCACGAGACCCUAAUGGGAGAGGAGCAGCAUCCAGUCUUCAAGCAGCACAUCCCUGCCAACACCAAGGUCAUGUUGAUCAGCGACAUCGAUGGAGAUGGGUGUUGUGAGCUGGUGGUCGGUUACACGGACCGUGUGGUACGGGCUUUCCGCUGGGAAGAUCUGGGUGAAGGCACUGAACAUCCAACAGGGCAGCUGGUGUCACUCAAGAAGUGGACACUGGAGGGUCAGGUGGACAGUCUUUCAGUGACUCCAGGGCCCUUGGGUGUUCCUGAACUGAUGGUGUCUCAGCCGGGCUGUGCUUACGCCAUUCUCCUGUGUACCUGGAACAAGGACGCCGGGCCCCCUCCCACCUCUGAGGGGGCCCCGGAGGGCAGCAGGGAGGCCCCGGCUGCCCGAGAUGUCAUGUUGCACCAGACUUCAGGCCGCAUCCACAACAAGAAUGUCUCCACCCACCUCAUUGGCAACAUCAAACGAGGCCACAACUCUGAGAUGGGCGGCUCCGGCCUCUUUGCCCUCUGCACCCUGGAUGGGACGCUGAAGCUCAUGGAGGAAGCGGACAAGCUGCUGUGGUCGGUGCAGGUGGAUCAUCAGCUUUUUGCCCUAGAGAAACUGGAUGUCACGGGCAAUGGGCAUGAGGAGGUGGUUGCCUGUGCCUGGGAUGGACAGACAUAUAUCAUUGAUCACAACCGCACCGUUGUCCGCUUCCAAGUGGAUGAGAAUAUCCGAGCCUUCUGUGCAGGCCUAUAUGCCUGCAAGGAGGGCCGCAACAGCCCCUGCCUCGUGUACGUCACAUUCAACCAGAAGAUCUACGUGUACUGGGAGGUGCAGCUUGAGCGGAUGGAGUCGACCAAUCUGCUGAAACUGCUGGAGGCUGAGCCAGAGUUCCAGAGCCUGCUGCAGGAGCUGGGCGUGGAUCCUGAUGACCUCCCAGCUGUCCGCGCCCUGCUUCACCAAACCCUCUACCAUCCAGACCAGCCCCCACAGUGUGCUCCUGCAAGCCUCCACGAUCCCACCUAGCUGGAUUUGCCCUCUUAG
This is a messenger RNA of Puma concolor (puma), 1353 nucleotides long. RefSeq names its product integrin alpha FG-GAP repeat containing 2 (gene ITFG2). Gene Ontology annotation, cellular component: KICSTOR complex. Gene Ontology annotation, biological process: regulation of TOR signaling. Gene Ontology annotation, molecular function: protein binding. The record is from RefSeq and is a predicted model, not a curated record. NCBI's taxonomy places the organism in Eukaryota, Metazoa, Chordata, Mammalia, Carnivora, Felidae.